AUGGGCAAGAAAACAAGCACCACCAAGAGCAAGGCAUUCAACGGACUAGGCAACCUCAUCAGGCACCUUCCGACCGGAACCGUCUUCUUGUACCAAUUCCUCAGUCCUGUUUUGACGAACAACAGCCAGUGCCGCCCCAUUAACAAGUACCUAAGUGCCCUACUAAUCGGAGUUUGUGGCCUUUCGUGUAGUCUUGCUUGCUUCACCGAUAGCUACAAGGGAAGUGAUGGGGAGACCCACUAUGGGUUUGCCUCGGCCAAGGGCCUCUGGCCUAGCUCGAGCUCCGGUGAUUCUGUUGACUUGUCGAAGUAUAAGCUUCGGUUCGGAGAUUUUGUCCAUGCUUUCUUUUCGGUGAUUGUUUUCGCAGUUCUUGUGUUGUUGGACACGAACACUAUGAGGUGCUUCUAUCCGUCUUUCGAGAAUACAGAAAAGACUUUGCUCAUGAUCUUGCCAACCAUGAUCGGCACGGCCGCAGGUGCAGUGUUCAUGUUGUUCCCAACCACACGCCACGGAAUUGGGUAUCCUUCGAGUGAGACUAAGACUAACUCGGAGACUAAUUCUUCCUCGCAGAGCAAAGUCUAG
Messenger RNA from Rhodamnia argentea, 582 nucleotides. RefSeq names its product protein DMP2-like. NCBI's taxonomy places the organism in Eukaryota, Viridiplantae, Streptophyta, Magnoliopsida, Myrtales, Myrtaceae. The transcript has a single exon. Bases 1 to 582 code for a protein of 193 amino acids. The record is from RefSeq and is a predicted model, not a curated record. Gene Ontology annotation, biological process: endomembrane system organization.